AUGGAGCUCUCUGUAGCCCUGUGGAUGGAAAAUGUGAAUGUCGCUCUGGUUGGACAGGAGACAAUUGUGAGAAGCCAUGUGAGCCGGGAACCUAUGGAAAGGACUGCUUACAACGCUGUGAUUGCGCCAAUGGUAUGCAUUGUGACCCAUCCGAUGGUGAAUGCAUCUGCCCUCCUGGCAAAAGGGGAGCUAAAUGCGAGCAAGAUUGCGAGGCUGGACAUUUCGGCGCUGGCUGUCGAGGGAUUUGUGCCUGCGCCAAUGGCGGAACAUGUGACGUCGUCUCGGGAGCCUGCUCAUGCACACCAGGCUGGAGAGGGAAACGCAUUACGACUAAUUUACUUCAGAUGCGACAGACCCUGUCCCGAUGGACGCUAUGGUGACGAAUGUCGGUUCAUUUGCGACUGCGCAACUACAAAUGAGACCGCCUUAUACAAUCCAUUUGUGGCACGGUGUGAUCACAUUACGGGAGACUGUCGUUGUCCCCCUGGUUGGACGGGACCGGACUGUGCUACACCAUGUCCUCCUGGAAGAUGGGGGUCCGGCUGUAGCAGUGAAUGUGAGUGCUCGAAUGGUGCUACAUGCGAUCGUCUCACUGGAUUCUGUGACUGCCCUGCUGGCUUCAUGGGGAAGAACUGUGAGACAGAAUGCCCUGAAGGACUGUGGGGAGCAAACUGUAUUCAUCACUGUCUCUGCAUGCACGAUGGUGGCUGCAAUCCAAAAACUGGUGAAUGUACUUGUGCAGCUGGAUGGACAGGACCUGCAUGCGAGUUCUUGUGCCCAUUCGGUCAAUAUGGUCUAAACUGCGAACUGCGCUGUGAUUGCAAAAAUGGUGCAAACUGUAAUCGAACAACCGGACAAUGUGAAUGUCUACCUGGAUGGAGGGGCGAGAGGUACGACAAUGUGAGCGUCAAUGCCCGUCUGGCCAUUUCGGAGCGAACUGCGAAGAGGUGUGUGAGUGCGAAAACGGUGCUACAUGUGAUCCGAUUAGCGGACAUUGUUCGUGUCAGGCAGGAUGGAGAGGACGAAAAUGCAGCAGACCUUGCCUCAAAGGUUACUUCGGACGUCACUGCUCACAAACCUGUCGUUGCUCCAAUCAGAAACCUUGCGAUCAUAUCACUGGAAAGUGCCAAUGCCCUAAGGGGUACACUGGUCAUGGAUGCACUGAGGUAUGUACUUCUACCACCUGAUUCCAACUUCUCAAGAGGUAUGUAG
Messenger RNA from Cooperia oncophora, 1212 nucleotides. NCBI's taxonomy places the organism in Eukaryota, Metazoa, Nematoda, Chromadorea, Rhabditida, Trichostrongylidae. The record is from the annotation of a GenBank genome assembly.